CUUGCCUUAUAUAGCGAGGGGUCCUCGGCGGCCUGGGUGGCUUCUGCCCGUGCUGCUGUCGUAGACGCGGGCGGCUGUUAGUGCGGCGGCUGCUGGUUCGCGGCGGCAGCGGCGGCGGAGGCUGAGGGCGAGGCGACGGGGAGAAGCGGCGGCGGGCGCGGCAGCGACGGCGGUGCCCGGGGUCCGCGGCGGCGGCGGCGGCAGCGAAGGGGGCGAAGAUGGCGGACGUGCUCAGCGUCCUGCGACAGUACAACAUCCAGAAGAAGGAGAUCGUGGUCAAGGGAGACGAAGUCAUCUUCGGGGAGUUCUCCUGGCCCAAGAACGUGAAGACCAACUAUGUAGUUUGGGGGACUGGAAAGGAAGGCCAACCCAGAGAAUACUACACAUUGGAUUCUAUCUUAUUUCUACUUAAUAAUGUACACCUUUCUCAUCCUGUUUAUGUCCGACGUGCAGCUACUGAAAAUAUUCCUGUGGUUAGAAGACCUGACCGAAAAGAUCUACUUGGAUAUCUCAAUGGGGAAGCAUCAACAUCAGCCAGCAUCGAUAGGAGUGCACCCCUGGAAAUAGGCCUUCAGCGGUCCACUCAAGUCAAAAGAGCUGCAGAUGAAGUUUUAGCAGAAGCAAAGAAACCACGAAUUGAGGAUGAAGAGUGUGUGCGUCUUGAUAAAGAGAGAUUGGCAGCUCGUUUGGAAGGCCAUAAAGAAGGAAUUGUACAGACUGAACAGAUUAGGUCUUUGUCUGAAGCCAUGUCAGUGGAAAAAAUUGCUGCAAUCAAAGCCAAAAUUAUGGCUAAGAAAAGAUCUACUAUCAAGACUGAUCUAGAUGAUGAUAUAACUGCCCUUAAACAGAGGAGUUUUGUGGAUGCUGAGGUAGAUGUGACCAGAGAUAUUGUCAGCAGAGAGAGAGUGUGGAGAACAAGAACAACUAUCUUACAAAGCACAGGAAAGAAUUUUUCCAAGAACAUUUUUGCAAUUCUUCAAUCUGUAAAAGCCAGAGAAGAAGGGCGUGCCCCUGAACAGCGGCCUGCUCCAAAUACAGCCCCUGUGGAUCCUACUUUGCGUACAAAGCAGCCUAUCCCAGCGGCCUACAACAGAUAUGACCAGGAGAGAUUCAAAGGCAAAGAAGAAACGGAAGGCUUUAAGAUUGAUACUAUGGGCACAUACCAUGGCAUGACACUGAAAUCUGUAACGGAAGGUGCAUCUGCCCGUAAGACUCAAACUCCUGCAGCCCAGCCUGUACCUAGACCAGUUUCUCAAGCAAGACCGCCCCCAAAUCAGAAGAAAGGAUCACGAACGCCCAUUAUUAUUAUCCCUGCACCUACCACUUCUUUAAUAACUAUGCUUAAUGCAAAAGACCUUCUACAGGAUCUAAAGUUUGUCCCAUCAGAUGAAAAGAAGAAACAAGGUUGUCAACGAGAAAAUGAAACACUAAUACAGAGAAGAAAAGAUCAGAUGCAACCAGGGGGCACAGCAAUUAGUGUCACGGUACCUUAUAGAGUAGUAGACCAGCCCCUGAAACUUAUGCCUCAAGACUGGGAUCGGGUUGUAGCUGUUUUUGUUCAAGGUCCUGCUUGGCAGUUCAAAGGUUGGCCAUGGCUUCUACCCGAUGGAUCACCAGUUGACAUAUUUGCUAAAAUUAAAGCCUUCCACCUCAAGUAUGAUGAAGUUCGUCUAGAUCCAAAUGUUCAAAAAUGGGAUGUAACAGUAUUAGAACUCAGCUAUUAUAAGCAUCAUUUGGAUCGACCUGUUUUCUUACGUUUCUGGGAAACAUUGGAUAGAUACAUGGUAAAGCAUAAAUCCCACCUGAGAUUCUGAAUCAUUUGAUUCCUCCUUUUCUGAAAACUUGGUUUAAGAAGCAUGGAUAUAGCUUGAUCUACAGACUGAAACCCAAGCUUUAUGAAUUCAUCAAGAACUUGCAAAUGAAGAAGGCCACAGAGCAGUCUUUUAUAAGACCUUGUUUGAUGCUGUGUGCUUCAAAGGGGCAUUUCCUCCCAUCCAUACAAGCCAACUUUUUUGGCUUACAACUAUUUUUUUAAUAUUAGCCUUCUAGUCUGUAAUGGAAAUUGUAUAUUUUGAUAGAAGCUUUUUCUCUAUUGGUUAAAUUAGCAUUACUUAAAAUUUGUUUCUUUAGAAAUAAAUGCAGGUUAUAAAUGUGUGUAUAUUUAGAAGUUAUUAGGCUCUCUAAGCCAUCUUGCUUCUGAUUUUUCAUUGCUCUAUGAUUCCUUUUACUGGAAAAUACUCUCAUGAAUGGUUUUAAAUUUUAGAGUCUAGAACUUCAAAACCCCACCAAAGGGAAGUAAUUAUUAAAUCAGUU
Microtus ochrogaster (prairie vole) is the source of this 2313-nucleotide messenger RNA. RefSeq names its product cell division cycle 73 (gene Cdc73). The record is from RefSeq and is a predicted model, not a curated record. Gene Ontology annotation, cellular component: Cdc73/Paf1 complex. Gene Ontology annotation, molecular function: RNA polymerase II complex binding. Gene Ontology annotation, biological process: positive regulation of transcription elongation by RNA polymerase II; transcription elongation by RNA polymerase II. Lineage: Eukaryota; Metazoa; Chordata; Mammalia; Rodentia; Cricetidae.